CCUCUUCUCUGCGGCCCCGGCCGCCGUCGCUCGGCAACGCGGCCUCUCUAUGAUCCCGCGGGCGGCAUGUGGCGGCAGCUGCUGGGCCGCGGGCUGGGCCGCUGCUGGGCGCCCCCCGCCCGGCCCGCCUGCGCCGCCGACCGCCCCGACGGGCCCGGCCCCGAGCGAGCGGCCGGUUGCCAGGAUGGGCGGCCUGGGGAUGGCCGGGAGCCAGGAGGAAAGCAGCGGCCCCUGCCCGGCCUGGUGCCCCGCUACUGCGUCCUGGAGGCCGUCACCUGGGGAGCACUCGGUGCGCUGCUUCUGCAGCUGGUCAGACAGAUCUCGUGGCUGAGAUCGUUGCCGGACACCAGGAGGGAGCGCAGGUCACUCUGGCUCUCAUCGCUGCCCUCACAGCAGCCAGUGGGGACUGAAGCCUCAACCAGCUGUCCCCGUGCGCAGCCGGGGUCCUGCUUCCUGCAGAAUGGAAGUAUAGAGGUUGUACCAGAGAUUUCAUCCUCAGGGCAAGGAGAGGGCCAGCCCUGGGCAGAACCAGGGGAGUUCCAAAUCCCUGAGAGCUCCAGCCCGGGGCCGGUUCUCCGCAGCGCAAAGGGUGACCCAGCUCAGCGAGGGCAUUUAGAGGAAGCUGCUUUCCAGUUGCAGCAGAUUUUCCGGAUCGACAUUUCCAUUGCGUUGAAUAUCCUUGGGAUUGAAAGCAUGAGAGCGGGCCAUUACAGGAUAGGCUAUACGUGCUUCAAACUGGCAGCAGAUCGAGGCUACAGCAAAGCCCAGUUCAACGUGGGUCUGUGUUACGAGCAUGGCAGAGGCACAGAAAAAGACCUGGAGAAGGCAGCUUUUUACUACUUGUGUGCGGCCGGCAGCUGUCACCCCAUGGCGCAGUACCGCUACGCCAGGUGCCUCUUGUGCCACAGACCUGAAAACGAAUGGGACAGGCAUGAGAAGGCAGUGACUUUCCUGGAGCGAGCAGCAAUGGCCGGGGUGACGCAGGCACAGGCUUAUCUUGGAGUGUUCUACAUGAGGGGGCUGCAACCUAAGGAAAAGAAAGGUCUGAAGUACCUGCUGCUGGCAGCGAAGAACGGCGAUGCCCAAAGCAGGUACCACGUGGGCGUUUGCUAUGAGAAAGGCCUUGGAGUGCAGCAGAACCUGGCAGAAGCGAUGAAGCACUACCGGCAGUCAGCUGCCGCGGGGAACAGGGACGCCCAGGAGAGGCUGCGGGUGUUGGAAGAGGAGGUGGAAGAUGCACAAACAAAGCAUCGAUUCCCUCCUGGAAUAAGAGCGUCUUCUUCCAGCCCCUGUUUCUGGGGUGUUGAGGCUGCAGACCUCCCCAGCAGGCAGCCCGGACAGCCUGCCCUCGCCCUGCCGCACUCCUGGAGCGCAGACGGGCUGCACAUGCUGCGGCUCAGCGGCGCGGGAUGGAGCGGUGCCCUGCGACACAGGGCGGUGACACUGGAGCUGCAGCACUCGGAGCUGCACCGCUGCUGCUCUUAGAGCAGUGGCCGCCAAGCUGCCUACAGAACAGGAGCGCUGUCGUCCAGCCCGAGGCUCUUCCCACGUGCCGACAGCUGCCGCAGGAGCCCCGAGCUCGUUUCGUUGUGGACUUGGACCUUCUGGGACAAAAUCAUUUCAAAGAGGGUGCUCAUUUCUGAAAGGAAGGUGCUGGCCAACCUCGUCCCGGCGGCGUUCGAGUCAGCCCCGGCGCCUUUGCCGAAGGUCUCGAAGGUGCGCGGUUUCUCCUCCCUUGUGGCGUCCUCGUCCUGCGGCGAGUGUGGCGAGUCGGGGCAGAAGACGUUGUCCUUGUAGCUGCCAGCGAGCGGCAGGGAGAGCCGAGCCACCCAGGCCGGGUCCGCGGCCGUCAGCCUCUUGAGGGCCAGCUCUGGAGGAGGGAAACAACAGCUGGUGAGACACGGAGCAGAGGAGAGCACGGGAAAGAAGGGAAAAACAAAUGUUAAAGGGGGAAAAAACACGAGGAGACUUCCUGAAAUCAGCCGUGAGAGGGCUAAUUGUUAGCAGGUCUAGGGAUAAGCCACCAGCAGCUUAAAAACCAAAGUAGAACUGGUUCAAAACCCCUGUGUUUUUUGUUUUAUUUUGGAGUUUCUUUGUUGCUUUGUUUUGUUUUGUUUUUAAUAUAAUAACCAUUAGGAUCACUUUGCUGUUUCAUUUCUCGCAGCCUCAAGUGGCACUUCACUAAAGUGUUAGCAGAGCCAGAGAAAGCGAGGGUUUGGGGCUGGCCGAAGGGGGGAGGACAAUGGAAAGCUUUCGGGGGGAAGUAUCAGAGGGAAAAAAGGUCACUAGUGAACUUCCCUUCAGGGUCACUCUGGGGUGGGAAUUUGCUGCUAAGCAGGAAUAUUGAGACCAAAAAAUAAUGGGUUAUUGUGAAAACAAUAAUAACAGCAGUAGAAUGAAAUUCUGCAUUAUAAAAUGCACAGCUGGAUGGUUGAAGUCUAGUAACGAAAAAUUGAGCUAUAAAGUAGUUGUUCGUCAAUUGGGAGCAGCUGAGGAGCAGCGGGAGCCUGGUGUGGGUGUUGGCUGCCGGCUCGUUAAUGUACCAAUAAUGUGAUUCUGCCCCAAAAUGAGCAAAUGAAAUCACACAAUGUGUUGGUCAAGGUAUUCCCUGGUGGCGUGAAGACAUAUCCGUGGUAUUGUUACUAGGUCUGGUGAGACCUGAUUAGGAGUAUUACAUCCAAAUCUGAUUAUCCACCCGUAGGAAAGAGGAUCUGUAAUGACAGAAUUGCAGAGAAACAUGUUGAGAUGAAAACAGGGGUGAGUCCAGGCUUAUGUGCUGGAGACCCCAAGAGACAAGGCUUGCUUAGCCUAAGGAAGCCAGUCCUAACUGGGGAUCUGACUGCAACCUGUCGUUAUUUUGAUGAGAUAAGCACCGACAAAGGAAAUAUUCAUGCUUAAAAUAGUGCUGGCAAAAGAAGAAGUGAUUAAAACUGUGAAUAAACACGCUGGAAAUGAAAGGAAGGACCCCAUAGCAGGGUGAGCCUGGAAUAGCGGCAGGGAAGGAAACGGGGGUGCUUGUUGUUAAAGUAGAGCUCUGCCGUUGGUAAACAAGCCUCCGUGAUGAGUCGCACGGGUGCUGCUGUGUCAUUGUCACAGCGGAACCAAGACCCGCGGGAAGGCUGGAGGCCACCACUGGCUUUGGGAAACACCUUGAGCCAGAGAGCGACAAACAAAUAACUGGGGUCUGGACGUGAAACACCAAAUAUCGCAGCAGUCCCAAGCAGACGGCAAGAGCUGCGGUCAUUAUUAUGUGGCUCUUACUUAUAAAGUGACCUCCGAAAGGAGGGUCCCCACACUUGUGCUGCAUCCAGAGGAUGAUCAUAGAAUCCUUUUGGUUGGAAAAGAUCCUUAAGAUCGAGUCCAACCAUAACCUAAAUCUAGCGCUAACCCAUGUCCCUAAGAACCUUGUCUAAAUGCCUUUUAAACCCCUCCAGGGAUGGGAUAGUCAGUGCCCUGCCACAGCCUGGGACACGGGCUCCUCGGUCAGUGCCUGGUCAAUCACCAAGACAGGUCUCCUUCCUCAGCCAACUAAGAAUUUAGUCCUUUUUCUCUGAAAACCAACCCUGCCCUGGAGUGGGUAUGGUGGGGGUGAGGGCUGGGAUUCAAAACCUGGUCAGGAGAGAAAGGCAGAUCAAGCAGUUUGAUUUCGUUUUGGCUGAAGACCCAAAGUUGCUUGUGUUGCUUGACUUUCAGAAUUUCUUUCCGCAAUCUCAGUAUUUUCUUUCAGUCACAGUGACUGUUCCUUACGAGGUCUCCCAAGCCUGCCGAAAUCCCACAUUUCUGCCCUAAAACAUCCACAGUUCUCUCUUCCUCAGUCUGCAAGAAGCUGCUGCCCCGCUGCCUUCCCCGAGCAUCUGAUACUGCAGCUCUGGAGCAGCGCACAACAGUCUAAGCCGAGACUGUAGGCUGCUGGUCCUUUGACCAUCAAACCUUGUAAUUAGCUAUGUUUAAUUUGACCAAUAACUCUUUACUGCCUUACUUUAAUGGCAUUUGGGGCCUUUUUUGUUUUUAUAAUGAAUAAAGUUCUAUCUCUCCA
Messenger RNA from Columba livia (rock pigeon), 4036 nucleotides. RefSeq names its product DAP3 binding cell death enhancer 1 (gene DELE1). Lineage: Eukaryota; Metazoa; Chordata; Aves; Columbiformes; Columbidae. The record is from RefSeq and is a predicted model, not a curated record. Gene Ontology annotation, biological process: extrinsic apoptotic signaling pathway via death domain receptors. Gene Ontology annotation, molecular function: protein binding. Bases 67 to 1485 code for a protein of 472 amino acids. Gene Ontology annotation, cellular component: mitochondrion. The transcript is spliced from 12 exons.